This is a messenger RNA of Cornus florida, 2305 nucleotides long. Its product is annotated as NAC domain-containing protein 17-like. Gene Ontology annotation, molecular function: DNA binding. The coding region runs from base 114 to 1832 and encodes 572 amino acids. NCBI's taxonomy places the organism in Eukaryota, Viridiplantae, Streptophyta, Magnoliopsida, Cornales, Cornaceae. The transcript has 3 exons. Gene Ontology annotation, biological process: regulation of DNA-templated transcription. The record is from RefSeq and is a predicted model, not a curated record.
UGCAAAAAUUUCUCCCCAUUCGCCGAUUUCUCUGAAGUCUGAACCCUACCUUUCUCUCUCUAAACCCAAAAGCUUGGGUUUCGUUUUGAUUCGGCUAGAAUCGUCUGAAAGCGAUGAAGGUUUUGAAAUCGUCUGUGGGAGACGGUGAUGCCUGGCCACCGGGGUUCCGAUUUCAUCCGACCGACGAAGAACUUGUGCUGUACUAUCUCAAGAGGAAGAUCUGUCGCAUGCGGCUCAAGCUCGACAUCAUCGCAGAGACCGAUGUCUACAAAUGGGAUCCAGAAGAGUUGCCAGGGCAAUCUAUAUUAAAGACUGGGGACAGACAAUGGUUCUUUUUCAGCCCUAGAGAUAGGAAGUACCCCAACGGAGCUAGAUCAAAUAGGGCAACCAGACAUGGGUACUGGAAAGCAACCGGAAAGGACCGUGCCGUUAAAUGCAAUUCUCGUUCUGUUGGGGUGAAGAAGACUCUGGUUUUCUACAAAGGUCGUGCACCUAGUGGUGAACGCACAGAUUGGGUGAUGCACGAGUACACCAUGGACGAAGAGGAACUCAAGAAAUGCCAAUCUGCACAGGACUAUUUUGCAUUGUAUAAAGUCUUCAAGAAGAGUGGACCUGGUCCAAAAAGCGGCGAACAGUAUGGUGCUCCAUUUAAGGAAGAGGAUUGGGCUGAGGAGGAGUACUCAAAUGGUAAUCAUGAUCUCCAGGAAAAUUCUGUGAUGCAGGUCAAUGAUGUUGCUUCCGCCUCUAUGGCACCAGUCCGAGAGGAUGAAACUGGUAACAUCAGGGCAAAUGGUCAUGUGUCUUCUAAAAGGGAUCUCGAGGAGUUCAUGAACCAAAUUACGGAUGAACCUUCUUUUACCCAACUACUCGCUGUGGUGGAUCCAUUGGUGGAUCCAUCCUUUAGGGAAGCCAAUAGUCUUGGACAGAGCAUAGUGACCCACCCAAACAGCCAGCAGUAUGAUUUGCAGUCAAGCUUUGACUUGACUCGGUCUGCCAUCCCUAAUGCACAAAUGCAUGAGGCACUUGAGGUCACAUCUGCUGUGAAUGUUUGUGAACAGGGACCUAAUGCAACUGAGGAUGAUUUCAUUGAAGAUUUAAUUGAAAUGGAUGAUCUUUUUGAAAUGGAUGAUCUUGUUGGUCCCGUAGCUGCUGUUCAGGACAUUGAGAACUUGCAGUUUUCUGAGUUGAAUGGAUUGGCUGAGGUGGAGAAAUUGAGUGAGGUUGAUGACCUCUACCUGGACACAGCCAUGUUUCUUCAUGACAUAAACCAAGGGCCACAGUCGCCAGAGUCAUAUUUUAAUAAUCUAGAGGAUGGGAUGCUAAAUCCCCUGGAUUUCCAGUUUGAUUCCUGUUUGAAUGAUGCAAAUCACAGCAUAAUUACACCAGCAGUAUCAAAUCACGGUACUGUUCCUGAACCAGCUUCAGGUGUGGUAUGCGCCGCUGGUAAUUCUGGAAAUCUUCCUACUAGUACAAAUCAAAAUGAAAGUGGCAAAGAGGACGAUGGUACAGUUACGUGGUUCUCUUAUGCUCUAUGGUCAUUUGUGGAGUCGAUACCCACCACUCCGGCUUUCGGAUCAGAGAGUGCCUUGGUGAAUAGGGCUUUUGAGCGAAUGUCUAGCUUUGGCAGGGUGAGGAUCGACGCAGGGAACACAAAUGUUGCUGCAGGUAACUCCACUGCAACUGUAAUAAGAUCAGGCAAAUAUAAUUGUAAUUUUUUGUGUUUUUCUGUUGGUAGAGUGGUGUGUGCUAUAUUGUGGAUGAUAGGAUCUGUAAAGUGUAAAGUGUCUUUGGAAGAUUCAUUUCUUAUUCAAUUCAAUUGGUUCAUUUUAUAAUUUUUUUUGUCAGUCGUUGGGUUUAUGGGCAAAGCCUAUUUUGAAUUUUUUCUUUAAAUUUAUUUUUACUGUACUUAUGUCAUAUUAUUAUGUACUUAUAAAAAAUAUCAGUAAUACAUGCAUAUUUUGCCUUUGCCAUGAUAUUUUUUAAUAAAUUCAAAUAUGGAAAAAGAGGGGAAAGAAAAAAAAAAUUUGGCCUAGUUGAUAUGAAAAAAAAAAAAAGAAAAAAAAAAGGGGGUUGUUCUGUAUACCCGCCUGACCCGUGAAAAUUCAGAUUGGGUGUCACGCUUUGAAGCCCAUGCUUUGAAUAUAAUUGGGUUGGUCCAAUCUGAAGUUGUGUUGAGGUUGGGUUUGGGUUGGGCUGGGCAGGGCAGGCCCAAGUUGCACCCCUCACAUUACAACGGGCCUAAUACUUUGUCACUAUAAAAAAAGAAGACGAAGAAGAUUAAAAAAAAAAAAAAAAAAAAAAAAAA